AUGGAAGCCUUUCUCAUAUCAUCGGAUCCAAAUACAGGAGGAAUAGUCGGUGGACUCAUGACUGCCUUUACAGUGUUAGCAGUUGUAGUCAUCAUUGUUAUUGUGAUUUUAAGGCGACAGUUAGCGCAAAAAGAUCGAGGGGACACAGGGAACCUAUACACACAUGUAGAGUAUGACCCAAAACGUAAUUCUGAAGACAAGGGAUACAUGAAUAUCGGUGGUCAUCUGUCCCAGGCAUCACCUGAAAUAAGAUUGAAGAAUGCUGUUUCCAGCAGUGAAUACUACAAUACGAGCCAAAUCAGCACAGUUAUACAUAUCCAGGAGCUACACAACAUCAUUGCUAUAAAAAGCAGUGAAAAGAAUCAUAUUUUUCAAUUGGAAUAUAUGAGACUACCUGCUGCAGACGUAAACAAAUGCCCUACAGCACAGAAGAAAGAAAAUCUCACCAAGAAUCGAUUUAAAACGACAUUUCCAUAUGAACAUUCAAGGGUUGUUCUUGAAGAAAAAUGGGACGUACAUGAUGACGAUUACAUCAACGCAAAUUAUAUAAAGGAUUAUAAAAGUGAAAGACAAUACAUUGCCGCUCAAGGUCCACGAAAAAAUACUUUGGCAGACUUUCUAAAAAUGAUAUGGCAAGAAAACAUAGAAUACAUUAUUAUGUUGACAAAUUUGGUUGAAAAUGGAAAGAAUAAGUGCGCUAAAUACUGGCUUGAUAAAGAAAAACCUAAAAAUAUUGGACUAUGUUCGCUAAGUCUUUUAGAAGAAACAGAAUAUGCUUUUCAUACAGUAAGAAUGUUCUCAUUUCAAAGGAAGGACUCAAAUGACAUAAGGAUAAUCACCCAGUUCCAUUACACAGCUUGGCCAGACCACGGUACUCCAGAAGAGAUAGGACUUGUUCAGUUUCACAGAGUUGUGAACAAAAGAAAUGAACCCGGUUCUCCUUUACUGGUUCAUUGCAGCGCUGGAGUAGGCAGGACAGGUACCUUUAUUGGUCUGGAUUCGUUACUGAGACAAGGACGAGAAAGGGGGAGGAUCAACGUUUUUGAGUUUGUCAAACAAAUGAGGGAGGACCGUAUGUCUAUGGUCCAGACAUUAGAGCAGUAUGUAUUUCUACAUAAAGCACUACUGUGUGGAUUCCAGGAGAGAGAGACAAUCAUAUCGGAACAUGAUCUUGUCACGAAAGCCAGCUUCCUCCUCAAUGACCCGGCACCAUUAAAUCAACAACAAUUAUACAAGGACUAUAAAUUCCUGGAAGCCAUAAUUCCAGUGUAUGAGGACGAAUAUAAAGAGGAAGCAAUGAAUUCUGAGAACAGGUCAAAAAAUGUUGAUAUGGAUAUUUUACCAGAGUCAGAAUAUCGACCAUAUCUAGCAUCUUUUGUGGAGGGAAGAAAUGGCUAUAUAAAUGCAGUGAUUGUUCCGUCGUAAACUGCACCGGCUGGGCUGAUUAUGACACAGAACCCCUCCCUGAUACGGAGGUUGAUCUGUGGAGAUUUGCGUGGACCAUCAGGUUGGGGCAAUCGUAGUCCUGAAAGACAAUGAAGAGAUACAGAUACUGAUUGGCUGCCCGAAAGAGGUGAAAAUCGUUCAUGCUCACCAUACCUAAUAACAGCUAGAAAGACUGGAACGAACAUUGGUGGCGUCAAUCAAAGUAGUCUGCUUAUUUUACGGGAUGGAGAGACACAAAGCAUAACCGUCUUCCAGGUAUAUUCCAGGAAUGAUGACGAAGAAAUAAAAUUGGCUGAGAUGGUAUUAGAAAAAGAAAAGGAAUCUAAGUUGAUUUCUGUUGUUACUAGCAAGAAUGGUGCCGGUGCAGCAGGAGUGUUCUGUGUUUUACAUAAUGCCCUUCAACAACUUCGUAAGGACGCAGAGGUGGAUAUAUUUACUAUUGUCCGACAACUGCAUACCAGGAGACCUGAAGCAAUAGCUAAUCUGU
Molecule: messenger RNA, 1933 nt
Organism: Saccostrea echinata
Lineage: Eukaryota; Metazoa; Mollusca; Bivalvia; Ostreida; Ostreidae
Product: receptor-type tyrosine-protein phosphatase kappa-like
Exons: 19
Coding region: 1-1425 (474 amino acids)
Biological process (GO): protein dephosphorylation
Molecular function (GO): protein tyrosine phosphatase activity
Source: RefSeq, a predicted model, not a curated record